Messenger RNA from Nymphaea colorata (pocket water lily), 1723 nucleotides. RefSeq names its product VAN3-binding protein-like. Lineage: Eukaryota; Viridiplantae; Streptophyta; Magnoliopsida; Nymphaeales; Nymphaeaceae. The coding region runs from base 62 to 1447 and encodes 461 amino acids. Gene Ontology annotation, biological process: auxin-activated signaling pathway; phloem or xylem histogenesis; leaf vascular tissue pattern formation. The record is from RefSeq and is a predicted model, not a curated record. The transcript has 9 exons.
CUUCCUCCUAGGACGCCUGCACGUGGGAGCUCUCAAAGAAGAAGGCCCUUCUAAUUCCGUUAUGGACCAUCAAACACCAAAUUUAAAGAAUGGUAGACUUUCCUUUGCUCAUAACCAUCUACCACCUUCUUUCAAGGGGACUAGAAGUUUGGAAACAAGAAGCACACAUCAAGGAAUGCGCCAUCAUAUGAACGGAAAAAAAUCUUCCCAUUGCAGUGACCUUAUGGAAUCAUCAUACCCAACAGAGUCCACUGAUCUCUCAAGAUGCAGGCAGCCCAACAUUUUGCUUCAGAUGUUCCCUCUCAACGCAUAUGUCUUCGAUUUCGAAGAGGACUUGACGAGAUUAAACGAAGUACACUGCAAGUAUAACCAUCAUGAAGACAAAAGAAAGAAGCAUAGACCACACAAGAAUCAUGAAGGAAAUGAAAAAGAAAUAGCAUACGGACUGCACAAGGAUAACAAAGGACAAGAAGAUCAGAUUGAUGGAGACGGAAAAUUCCAAAAGACAAACGCCAGCCACCUUGGAAGGCAUGAAUUUAUGUGGUUCAAUAACAUAAGGACUUGGCUCUCCACACAAGGAUAUAUACGGUCCAUAUUGAGAAAGCAUGUGCCUCACCAGGAAACCUGGCUCAACAUGCACUAUGUAAAGGCAUGGCUAGGAGGGGCAUCCAUAAGCACACUGUCGGAGGAGUACAAGGAGAAAAAGAAAGAUGGGCUUAGAGUGCAGAGAGCCCAAGUGCAUGCAGCAUUAGCAGUGGCAGGUGUGGCUGCUGCCAUUCUUGGGUUUGCUGCAAACAGUACAAGUGGUUGGGAUCCUGCCCUGGUUUCCGCAGCUUCACUGGUGGCCGCAGUGUGCUCUGAGACAGCUGAAGCAUUGGGUGCUGACGGAGCGUGUGUCUCCUCGGUCGUCAACUCAGCCAUCCUUGCUUGCUCCCCAAAUGAAAUCCUCACGCUCACGGCAUCUGCUGCCACUUGUUUAAGAGGUGCUGCAACUCUUCAAUGUAGAGUUCAUUCAGACAAGGGAUUAUGCACGCAACAAUGUGCAAGGCCGGACCCUAAGCAACAAAGCAGCAGUGGCAAAGACACACACCACGCCACAGAUUCAAUGGUAAAUGAGGCAGCACUUUCUAGUGGAGCUGACCUUACCAUACGUACCCAUGAUGGCAAGAAGACACAGAAAAGGAACGUGCGUGUGCUGCCCAGUUGCAGCGUUCAAAACAAGGUUGUCAUGAGGUUGACAAAGAAAUGCCUUGGUGGAUUCAUCGUAACAACAAAGGAAUAUGAAAUCAUGACUCCUCCUACCAAAGAGGAAGAUAAAGGCAUGUUACACUUGCUAAAGGUGGAUACCAGGGGUGGAGGAACCACAUGUAUUCUUUUUAUGCAUAAGAAGGAGAGGGACAUCUGGAGUUGCACAAUCGCUCAUAUGUUAAAACAAAAAAUACCAUGACAAUAUGGCUGUCGCAGGAUAAGCAGAAAUAUUAGUGAACUGAGUUUGCACAUCUUCCCAAAGUAGAGACUUCCGCUGGAUCAUAUAUGCCGAAUACCAAGAAGCUGCAUUCCCUACUUUAUUACACUUAUUAUUAUCUGUCGUAUUGGAUAUAACCAUCUAAAUAUCGUCAACCAUGCAUCUUUAUUGACGACUGAAUCUGAGGCCAUAGAGCCCAUAUCAAGUAUGUGAUAGAUGUAAGAAACGCGCUUCCUUUUUCCUAAUAAUUGUGGUGCA